Messenger RNA from Rhipicephalus sanguineus (brown dog tick), 9767 nucleotides. It is a transcript of the gene NfI, whose product is annotated as nuclear factor 1 X-type. Bases 493 to 2454 code for a protein of 653 amino acids. Lineage: Eukaryota; Metazoa; Arthropoda; Arachnida; Ixodida; Ixodidae. The record is from RefSeq and is a predicted model, not a curated record. Gene Ontology annotation, molecular function: RNA polymerase II cis-regulatory region sequence-specific DNA binding; DNA-binding transcription factor activity, RNA polymerase II-specific. Gene Ontology annotation, biological process: regulation of transcription by RNA polymerase II. Gene Ontology annotation, cellular component: nucleus. The transcript is spliced from 16 exons.
GGUUUAUCGCUCCUCCCUCGCCGCCUCGCUCGCUCGCACGCCCAGCGACCCACUGCAGCGGCUUGCGGCGAUUAUUUGGCCCGUACUACGCCACAGUUGAAAUCCGCAUUGAUUUUGGCGCAGCUUUUUGUUUGGUUGGCCCGGCGAGUUGCUCUUCAUCCUCCGCCAUCAUCUGCUCGUCCCGGUGGAAUCGAUAGAGGCUGCGCAUCGCUUUUUCGGUGCUCCCGUGGGACCCCGCUCGCUCGUUCGUCGGUGGCCUUUUCUCUCUGACGUGUGUCUUGUAUCGCCGCGAGGAAAACCCGGAAGGAGCGUGCGUAUUUUCUGUGAUAACAUUCGCCGUCGUCGACAGCCGCCGCCGAGUCGCCCCCGCGCCAAGUGUUGUGCCCGGAAAAAGGAUGCGCUUGCCGCCCCUUGGAUUCUGCCGCUAGAGCAUGGCGUCGCAGCGGAGCCGCUGCCUCGUCGUGGUACUGCCUGCCCAGCGGCCUGCAACCGAUGGUGGCGUGCGGCAUACCGGCCAGCUGUAGCCUUCCCCAGCUCUCACGGGACUGCAUGCCUCUGGAUGAAUUCCAUCCAUUCAUUGAGGCCCUCCUGCCUCAUGUGAAGGCCUUCUCGUACACCUGGUUCAACCUCCAGGCGGCCAAGCGCAAGUACUUCAAGAAGCACGAGAAGCGCAUGAGCUUGGACGAGGAGCGCCGCUGCAAGGAAGAGCUUCAGGGUGAGCGGCCGGAGGUAAAACAGAAGUGGGCCUCUCGGUUACUGGGCAAGCUGCGCAAGGACAUCACGCAGGAAUGUCGCGAAGACUUUGUGCUGGGCAUCACGGGCAAGCGGCGGGCCGCCUGCGUGCUUAGCAACCCCGACCAGAAGGGCAAGAUGCGACGCAUCGACUGCCUACGACAGGCCGACAAGGUAUGGCGCCUGGACCUGGUGAUGGUGAUCCUGUUCAAGGCAGUGCCCUUGGAGAGCACUGAUGGUGAGCGGCUGGAAAAGGCCCCCGACUGCCACCACCCCGCCCUGUGCGUCAACCCGUUUCACAUCAACGUGUCCGUCCGAGAGCUCGACCUCUACCUCGCAAACUUCAUCCUCAGUCACGAGGCUCUCAGUGGCUUACGGGAUGCCGUCUGUGAUGGGGAAAAAGAGGACGACGCAGGUGACGCAAGCAGCAUUCUGGCUACCGGCGUAUUCACAUCGGCCGAGCUCUACCGGCUCUCCAAAGCGCGGUGUCUCUCUGAAAUGAAGGAAGAUUUCCUGGAGCGACAAACAAUGGCCUUUGUCUUUGACAGCUCCAGGAGCAGUGGUUCCGUUCUUCAAGCAUCGAACGGAGGCCAGCCAGUCAAACUGGAGCCACCAUACUACGGCUACGCAUCGCCUCCGGAUCCGACCCCGGCCUUGCAGCCGACUUCCGUGGGGGCGGGGCUACUGCGUGCGGCCAGCCCGAGUGAAGGGGCUCCGCCGCGCUGCAAGCGGCUGCGGAGGCUGCCUUCCACCGAGGAGGAUGCAGCCGCUGCCGGAGGAGGAGGCGGACACUUCUACGCCGGCCCCUGGCCCGACGUCGAUCACGGACCACUGAGCUCGCCGCAUGCCAAAAUAAAGAUGGAAGCCUUCGCCCUGGCCCGAGCUGAUCCCAAGCCCACGCACCCAAGAGUGGCAGGUGGUGCGAGCAGUCCCUUAGGAGGGCCUCCCCUAGGCGGGCCUUCGUAUUACCUGCAUCCAGCGGGAAAGUACCAGGAGAACGGUGACACUUUCUCGGACUUCGUCAACCUUGUCUGCCAGGAGGCUCACAACUCCGGCACGCAGGCCAGCCCCGAUGCGGGAGUGCGAGGCAGCCCCUCUAAACUCCCACAGUUCUACUCGAGCUCCAUGCUGCCUCCACCUCCGCCAGCCCCAAUGGCACGGCCCGUCGCCAUCAUUCGGUCCACUGGCCCAAGCAAUCAGCCUCAGCCUCAGAGCAGUCCGCCCAGUGUGGAAGGGGCUCGGCCAGAGGACAGUGGUCCCAAGGAGGACACAGCCAGUCCCGGGGGUGCCUGCAGUGUCGGGAGUGACUCGGUCGUGACUGCCACAGUCCGGACUUCGUCCAGCCCCUUCCUGGCUCGGUCGACAUCUGAGCACACCUUCGGCCACAUUCACUCCCAGGGACAGCUCUUCUCAUACCCGGGCGCAGCGGGGGGCGGUGCCACGCUCUCGUCGACGGUGCUGAGCUCGCCGGGCGCGGGAGGUCUGCUCGCCUCCCCGAGAUCAGCACGAACGACCACGACACCCACGUCUCUGCCGCCGCGCUGGAACCCGCCAUUCAUUGCGCUCGACGAAAACAUGGACUACCAGAUGAUGGCGGGCCUUCUUCCCCCGGCCGGGUCUCAGCCCCCGCCUGACAACUCACUCAUGGGGCCACCCCACGAUGACGAACGUUUCUUCUCGGUGGCCAGUGGAGAAGCCGAAGAGGCGUCCAAGCCGUCCUGAGCCAUUUGCUCAAGGUGUUCCCCAUCUUCCCCAGACCCGGGUGCCAAGGCCAGAAAGACAAGACAUGUGGUUUCUCUUGUGAUAGGCAGAGACUUGAUUGUUGUACCAUAGCCCUUUUUAGACAUACUGCUCUGUAGCUCAUUUUUUCAAAAAAGAGUGACACGAGUAAGGGCCUUUUUUACAAGCUCCACGCUAGAGACAGUUAUAUAUAUAUAUACAACGUUAUAGCAUAUUAUACACACAUAUAUACACAUUAUAUAUAUACUGUGUAUACACAUGCCCGUACAUGCAAACAACACUCGAGAUAGGCAAUGGUUCGUUGCAGGGCAGCAUGUGUAGAAAACUUUGUGCAAGCCUUCCGUUCUUCGUUUGCAUUACUUUUCAGCUUUAGCCAGUUUUAAAGGUUGGCACAAGUCUUCGGAGUCACAACCACAACAACUAUGCCUAUGAAACUUUGCUACAAAUCUAUGCAAACUGAGGGGGCCCCAGCCGUUAGGGCCGAGGCACACCCUGCUCACAUUAAGGCAAUAAUUUAGUUUGGCAAACACAUUGUCACUUGUACAUAGAGCCAGUGGCGCCCAGGAAAAAGUCCCGGUGCGCAUCAUCACGUCUCUCGCCGUUUCGUGUCUCUUUACAGAGGGAUGCGUUUUUUGUUUUUUUCUCAGUUUUUCCUUUUGUUUUACUCUCAGCUGCACACAGACACAAACACACAAACACAUUUGCGCACUUGCGUCUGUAUAUACGGCCAUGUGUACAGCCAGAGCGACAUAAUAUAUAAGUGACACGCUGGGGGCAAAAGGUGGGGCCGGCGAUGACGCCCGGGCCCCGCCAUCCGGCGCCGCUUGUUCAUUUUUUUUUCACCACCGCGCUCUGGCGUCAGAUUAGUUUUGUCAGUGCCUUUUUGCGAAGGGCGGCUUCGUCCUCCGCAGCCGCGCAGUGCCAUUGUUUCGCUUGUUCUCCCCCCCCUACUUUCCCGUUUUCGCCUGCAGAGGGCGCGCUAGUACAAAAUAUCCAGAGGGCGCCCCCUGCCAACCUUCCCCAUUCUCUCCGCCCCCUCCAAGUUGAGUGUGUGUGCCAAUUUCGUUUCUCGCCGUAGCCUUACGCAAGGGGCGCUUGUUGUGCUCUUCUGCUGUUGAUAUACGCUAGAUUAGACGUGCCUUUAAAGAAGAACGCGAGUUUCGACGCUGUAUGCAAACAUCAGCACUCGACGGGCUUUCUGUUUGUGUCUCGGCGCACGCUCGCCACGCUCAUACUUAUGUCAAUGUGCUCGUUUUAAAGAAACAAAAGCCCAAUGCCGUUGUUCUGUCGCCCGCUCUUCAAACUACAGGAAUCUCUGUAGGGUCUGUCAUUGCUGCUGCUGCUGCUGCUUUUUGCAGUUUUUAGUUGUUUUUUCUGUUUGUCCGGGCUUGGUUUUUUUGUUCCCACUGUAGUUGGCCUCACCUGUGUGUGUGGGUGCAGAGGGAAAAUGCACGGGGCUGCAUUGUCUUCUGUGUGGGUUUAUGGAGUACCGUACAUCAAAACGGAUGAGCGCUUGCAUCAGAGCCGUAGCGAAGAAGGGGCAGCCAUUGUUUAUUUUUUUCUUUCACUGAUGCAUCAUGCAUUGGCUUACACAAUGUCUUAUUUCUCUCAGCCAAAAGACCUGCUUUGAUCGUAUGCUUUAAAACUUUUAUCUUUCUGGCUUUUCGUCCUUUCUUAUCUCAGCUUUCAAAAUGAUGCAGCAGUGGAACUGCAGUUCUCUAGUAGCAUGUGCUCUAAUGUUGCAGCAACAUUAACAUAACAUUGUGUCAACGUUGUGGCAACGUUGCAUCAGCGCCUGGUGUUACCAGGUUGGUUGCCUGGUCACCGGCUGCCUUAGUUGGGGCUGCUGUAUAUUUAAUUAAGGGCACCCCGUAUUUUUAUGACUUGAUUGAACUGCACUAGCAUCGCUUGGACAGCUUGUUUAUAGCUGUGUUCUUUUAACUCGCCGACCCCUCGUAGCAUUGGUAGUUCGAGCGAGUGUUAUUUUUCUUCUCGUUCAUCACAACUUGCAGUGCCACAUUCAUUCAUGUCGUGGACAAAAUGUAUCGCAGAACGUUGUACAGGCUUAGUGAUCUCUCAUUUCAUUGUUUUCCUGUAAAAAAAUCUGUUUGUUCGUAUUAUAGUGGCACUGCUACUUACGCAUCUGUCAUGGUCACUUCCUGAUUGAGAACGAAUUAAUUUUUUUUACUUAAUUUAGAUCACUUUUAACGAAGCACUGAUGAUCAUAAUGAGUUGCAUAAGGCUCAAGUUUCUCAACAGCUUUUUGUUUGCAUACUUAAUAUCCAUGAAUUGCUGAUGAAGGGAAGUAGCGGGCUUCACAGACAACUUGCUUGCGUGUAUGCACAUUUAAUUGCAGAUGCUAUUAGAUUAUAUGAUAAUUUUGCAAAAAAAUGCCUUUAGUUAUAUCUGACAAAGCCCUCCGUGCCUGCAGAAGCAUUCUCAUGCUUUUCUGACUGCCAAAUUGACUUCGGCUGCUUUUAUAUUAGGUGCUAGGCUGUUACAGUAGUACCAGUACAGUACCUAUCGUAUCAGUGUUCGGGUGCUACAGCGGCUACUUGUUAUCAGGCUGAUAUCCUGAAACCUGUACAGGGAUGCCACAGAUGGUGCCCUGUAAUUGUGACACCUGAGCGUCAUCUGAAAACCUGUCUAAGCUCAAGUGACGUAGCUUAAAGUCUCUGAGAAUGCAUUCAAUGGAGCAGAACCUCGGAAGCGAUCAAAAUGCAAGCUUUCUUUCGCGAGCACGUAAAUCCCAGCUAGGGAUUCUAUCUUAGAUUGCGGCCAAUCGCUUGCCAGCCGAAGUGUUCAUACAGAGUGCUCGUUGCCAAAGCUGCCCAAGCCAAAACUGUGCAUCAGAUGGGAAGCGCACAAUUAAGCGUCGUGCUGCCAUGCGCGUUUUCGCGUAGACUUCCACGCGGACAGGGAUAUACUUUUCCUCUACCUGCGGCUCUGGUGCAGGUCUGUGUCAUGUUGAAUGUGCAGUACAGUCCACUGCUAGAGGGAAACGGAAAAAAGAACACCUUUAUACGUUUUCAUUAAACUAGAAAGUCCCGCCUUUACUGUGGAAAGAUAUUUGGUAAGCCAGCCGAAGGUGCCAAAAGAUAAACGACAGUGCUGCCUUGAAACUCAUACAAGCUUUCCAAGAUGUCACUGCUUUUGACGGCACCCGCUCAAGGCCUGGUUGAUCGUUUAUCGGUGAAAAUGUGCUGCAUUUUUUUCUAUGCAGGUAAACAUCAAACACGGCAAGAUUGCAAAACUUUCAGCGGGCCAGUGUAAAAAGUACUUCAAAAACCUUGAUGCAACAGUGUUGAGAUUCUUACACACUGUUUUAAAAUUGAACCUUGACAUUCGUUUUCUGAUUUGUCGAUCAACUUACCAUGGCAGCGGUAGUGACAAUAGAGGUUUAAAACGAUGCCUCGCCAGUCUAAACCUAUUUAUUGCCAUUAGUAUCUCUUUAAAGGGAUUGCCAACUAGUAGUACUUGGCUUAUUAGUUCAUCUGAAUUGCAGCUCGAACACAUCGAGCCACACUUCAGUAUAACCAAAAUUGAAACUAUCUUUCUUGGGGGCUUACCUUGAUUUAGGCUCAUGCCGAGGAACCCUACGUGGUUCAUCAAAGUUGACGUGGAGCUCUCAAUUAUGGCACCCAUCACUCCCUGACGUUGCUUUGUUAUGCUAAAAUGCUGUGAAUGAAUCAGUAAGUGAAUCAGUCAAUGAAUCCUUUAAGAGUGGACUGUACUCUACUUGUCUGAGGAACUAGUGUCUGGCUCCAGAUGUCACUGCCGGGGACAUUUAAGACUCUGCCAGCCUGUUAAUCCGUGAGUGUCGUAGGUUCGUUGGUGCGAUGCAGAUCGAGUGAGUCUGUGCUUUGCUUGCCGUGCGAGUGGGUACUUCCAUGCAGUUCGUCUGUGCGUAACGAGGCCCUCAACCCCUUCGUGACGAAAAUUAUGUGACACCGCACAUUCACUGAGCUGCCUUCCGGACUUGAGAGGUGCUUACCUUACUAAAACAUUUAUACGUGCAGUUGUGAAAGAUCGCUGAACAGGUAGUGUCAAUGUGGCCGGUGUUUUCAACAAGAGGACAUGUCUUCAGGAGAUCUUGUUCAUGGCCUAGUUGGGUCUUGCUGUAUGACAUAAUUGGUGCUGACAUGACACGAAAACACGAGAAAGAAAUGCAAACAUUCGCCUGUUGUGUCAUGUCCGGGCUUCUCUCCUGCAUUUCUGUGUAAUUUAAAUGGCUAUUAUGUCACACAGGACUUGUCUUUGUCAGGGCAGCAUCCGGGCAAGAUUGAGGCUUGAGCUUGCUGUCCUGACAAAGAUGGGUCUUCUUGACGAAAUCUCAGCUCCGGUAAUAUUCUGUGUUCAGCAAUUUCUCAUCGCUUCAAACCUCCUCCAUCUUCUGCCUUAGCUUCUGUCUUGUUCGGAUUUCUAUAUGCAGGCGAUUUUAACCACUAGAUGCGUUUGGGGGAAAGAAAGAAACGUGGAUAUUUUGUAAAUUUAUGAGAAUUUUAGUGUGAGCUAUACAAGGAAGGCAAGGAAUCAUUGGAUUCCGUUCAGAUAUGUUUCGGUAGUUGCUGUAACUUCUCAGCGCAUAGCUACAUCUGGCAUACAGGAUGUACAUCUCGGAAUAGAAUACACUCAAACCUCGAUUUAACGAAUUAUCGGUUAUAACGAAGUAGAUGAAGAGUAGUCUUGUCAUAGAUACAGUGUUACAAGUUAGCGUUUAUACCGAAUUUUCGGAUAUAACGACGUUAUUUUCGUGACAGGAUGUGACUUUGUUAUAAUGAGGUUUGAGUGUAUAUUUGAAAACUUCCCUCAGAUCUAAAAACACAAGAAACAUGACAAGAAGGGUUUCGUGCAUUCAAGUUCUUUGCUUAGAACAUUGUGGCUCAGCAUAGCACUGUAUAGUGGCGACGCAGUACAGGUGCGACGUUGAAUAUGUUACGGUUACACUGUUUAACAACACUGGCCCUUUUUAGAGGGGCUGCAAGUUCCACAUUUGCCCUCUAAUAGCAUACCUCUCAAGAUCAUCAGUGCAGCUCAGUGUAAUUUGGGUGUAACAUUGUCAUUUGACCUGAGUGGGGGUGCCUGAGGGUGUCCAGGGACUCCCUUCCAGGCAAUGAAAGCUGCUGUGUUUCUUGUUUAGAAUUCAGACGAUUGCUACAAGUGGUAUUCAAAGGAGUGAAUGGCUGCAUGGCAGCCAUCUUGGACUGUCAGUACAGAGGUGGUACAACUUCGUGCCACGAAUGUGUAAUGGCCACGACGGAAAGGGCGAGUCAGUUGCAUGGACAUAUUUGGCAUUACACAAGUGCUUUAGACUGGUGCCGCUAUACGCAGAAAAUGAGACUUUGUUCGUACGAACCAUCCUGACAGCUUUCAGGGUGGGCUUGGGGCUCAAAUGGUCUGUUCACGAUGCCAGUCAAGCAUGCCGAGAGUGCGUGUGUUCGAAACCCAAGCGACCGUCAUCACGCUGGGCCGUCGAAAGCACGCGUGAUGGUUUCCCCAUAUUGAGUUUUGGCACUCUGGUUUUCUCUAGUUGCUGUGAUAUCUAUGCACACCGACGCUUGUAGCACUAAUGCUCAAUCACAGUAUAUGUGUUCAAAGGCUGCUUCUGGAACUAUGAGGUCGCAUGGACUUGCGUUCUCAUUGAAAUAAGUGAAGUGUACAUUGCCUGUCGCACCAAGAGAAGGCCCUGCUUAGCAGUUCUUUUUUUAGAUGGCUGCACACUUCUAGAUUUGAGUGACCGAACUUCCGUGAAAGCAGUUUGCUAAAAAGAAUAUGUUAUUGCCAUGUAGCAGACAAAUGCAGUAAAGCUGUGAUACAGCAACCACUGAUAUAAGGAGUCAUUGGAUAUAGUGAAAAUAUUUUUUACUCAUGUGCUUAUUAUGAGUGUCAUAUAUAGUGAAAGCCUUGUUUAAGCUGAACACAACUUCAUUACGAGUUUUGGAUGCAUAGCAUACACUGUGCUUGUGCAUUGUUUGCUGCGUGCACUCUCAGCAAGCUCGACUGGUUCUUCUCGUGGUGACUUGGAACGUAGGUUUUUUUAAUUGCAGAAGCAAUUAAGACUCGCAAAGGAGAGGUCGAGACAGCAUGUCCGAUAGCUCGGAUUUUGUAAUGCCCUUGAAGAAGAAUGCUGUGACCUGUCGUGAUGUAGAGACAACAAGGAAAAUCCCAGUGUAAUACCUUGAGGAGGAGUCAUGCUUGCAAGCUGCGACGAGUGUGCACAGUGUAAUGGUGAUCAGACACCAAGGACGUAUUUGGUUAUCAUUUCAUUACGGAUCAAGCGCAGUUUUGCAGUAUAACUUGUAAUAGCGAUGGUCUAGCUUGUAAUAGCGAUGGUCUAUCUUGUCCCUGUCAGGCCUUGUACAUUCAGGAAGGGCAACAAGAAAGUUGUGGAUUUAGUUUUAAUUGUUUGCAAGAACAGGAUGCUUGCACUGACAGACAGUGGUAAAGUUUUUUUACCUGCUGACUCAUCUAGCCAGCUGUAGAGCGACUUCAGUAGCACUGGAUGCUGACAGUUGACCUCGGUGAAUUUCUGGUGUUGAAUGACAUUUGGCGGGUUUGCCACAUUCUGUUGGUUAACUUUCGCCUUAUAUCUUGCUUUAAUAGGGAUCAUCGAACACUCCUAGCUUGGCCGUUGUUCAAUAGUGCCUGUAACUUUAUGUUUAGUGCAACAAAUAUGGGUGUUCUGGUCACCAUAAGCUGCAUGGACUCGCCAUAUAGACGGACAGAAUCGUCUUCAUGGGCAAGUCGGGUUACGCAAUAAAGAAAAUGUUGGUUACGUAGUCAAAUACGUUUUUUGUUGACAAAUUAAGCUUUUAUCAGUUGGUUGGUUCGUGACAGUCGGGCAGAUUCUUGGAAAGGUCUCUCGCUGUUAGGAUGAUCUUGUUUGUUUCUGCAAGCUCGCCACGUACGGGCACGAUUGCAGCUGGAAGCAAUCAAAAGAAACGUUGAGCGCACAGUGUCGACUGCGCGGCAGCCAUGCGUUUUUAUCUGCGAGCGGCUAGCUGCUUGACGGCCCCGUAUGUCCGGUGGUGGAGUUUUUGUUGAGGGUUCUAGUCAAGCAUCCUUGGAACGAGAGAGUGGAAGAGAAAGGGCCGACGGGGCCGGAUCGAGGCACAGCAAAUGCAGGCGCACACCACCACCACCCCGCACGCGGGUCUCUGUUUGUUGAGUUUUGUUUGUUUGCUACCCCCCGACAUGUUCUUUUUUCUUUGUUGUCUUUUUCCAGCAGUUUUUGACUGGAUUUUGUACCUGUUGCUGUUGAGAUAGCCAAUAAAACCUUUUUGCAUCUCCAUGAA